Tilletiaria anomala UBC 951 is the source of this 494-nucleotide messenger RNA. RefSeq lists its product as uncharacterized. The record is from RefSeq and is a predicted model, not a curated record. Bases 33 to 248 code for a protein of 71 amino acids. The transcript has 2 exons. Lineage: Eukaryota; Fungi; Basidiomycota; Exobasidiomycetes; Georgefischeriales; Tilletiariaceae.
GGGGUGGUUAGCUGGUGUUGAGGAUGGAGACAAUGCCAGGGAGUCUACGACUGUUUGUGUCUCUGGCUUUGCUAGUGCUGCCUGUGCACGGGUCGGGUCCUCUCCGCCACGCAACCAUUUCAUUCUUUCCAUUCUGCCUGAGAGGGGAAGAGUGGGUGGCCGGGGCGCGCUCAGGCAACAACAGCGUCUACCCCAUUCCCCGGCUGGGUCUGCCGCCCGCACCUUUGUCUGUCUGUCUGUCUGUAUAACCAUGGCGGCUGUCCAGCAGAACAUCUCUCUCAGUCUUCUCUCAUUUUCUGGGGCGUUAGCUCUGCCCGCCCACACAUAUCGAGAGCGCAGCAAUGCCGAGAGGACACGCAGGGCGGAACCGCGGAAUGGGGGGGGAGUGGAGCGAACAGCCAUGCGAGCCAAGCCGCGAAGCUCCAAAAAGAAAGAAAGAGAUGCACACUGCUCUCAUGCUGCAUGGGAGCACGCAACGGGUUGCAAAAAUAAAG